Messenger RNA from Myripristis murdjan (pinecone soldierfish), 1189 nucleotides. Its product is annotated as deoxyhypusine synthase-like. Gene Ontology annotation, molecular function: deoxyhypusine synthase activity. Gene Ontology annotation, biological process: peptidyl-hypusine biosynthetic process. Gene Ontology annotation, cellular component: cytoplasm. NCBI's taxonomy places the organism in Eukaryota, Metazoa, Chordata, Actinopteri, Holocentriformes, Holocentridae. The coding region runs from base 72 to 1160 and encodes 362 amino acids. The transcript has 10 exons. The record is from RefSeq and is a predicted model, not a curated record.
CCGCAGCUUUGAGUAAAAGGCAGAGCUUCAAAUGUGUCGCUGCAACCUCCUUAGUAGAUUCCUCAGAUGACAUGGAAAACCAUUGCCACCCAUUGCAAAAGGUGCUCUAUAAGAAAAGCGUGCCCAUGCCAGACAAUGCACUCCAGGUACGGGGCUAUGACUUCAACAAUGGGGUGGAUCACCGAGCCCUGCUACAGUCCUACACCAGCAUGGGCUUCCAGGCUACCAACGUGGGUUUGGCUAUCGAGCAGAUCAACUGCAUGAUAGAGAAGCGUCUGGAGCCAGUGAGUGACAGUGAUCAGGAAGCACCUUCCACCUGCCCCUGCCGCAAAGGCUGCACCAUCUACUUGGGUUACACCUCCAACAUGAUCAGCUGUGGAGUCAGGGAGAGUAUCCGCUACCUAGCAGAGCACAGCAUGGUGGAUGUCCUGGUGACCACAGCAGGAGGUAUAGAGGAGGAUUUUAUCAAGUGUUUGGCACCUGUCUACAUGGGAGACUUUGCCCUGCCUGGCAAAGACCUGUUUGAAAAGGGCCACAACAGGAUAGGGAACCUUCUGAUGCCCAAUGACAACUACAUUUUGUUUGAGGAGUGGGUGUUGCCCAUCUUUAAGCAGAUGCUGGUGGAGCAGGAGACUGAGGGGGUCCGUUGGACCCCAUCAAAGAUUAUCCAUCGCCUGGGCAAAGAGAUCAAUGACCCUGAAUCUGUCUACUACUGGGCCUACAAGAACAAUAUCCCAGUGUUUUGCCCGGCCCUGACGGACGGUGCUUUCGGAGACGUGCUGCACGAAUAUUCGGCCCAGAUCCCGGGGUUCGUUGUGGACAUAGCGGAGGAUAUUUUGAGGUUGAACAACAUUACAGUGGCUUCCAACCUGACAGGGAUGAUCAUCCUAGGAGGAGGUGUAGCCAAGCACCACAUUGCCAACUCCAAUUUCUUGAAAAACGGAGCCAGCUACUCGGUGUAUGUGAACACGGGUCAGGAGUUUGAUGGCUCUGAUUCGGGAGCCAGACCUGAUGAGGCAGUGUCCUGGGGCAAGAUCAGCACAGCGGCUAAGCCUGUGAAGGUGUUUGCAGAUGCCUCUAUUGUCUUCCCUCUGCUGGUAGCUGAGAGCUUUGCGCUCCACGCCGACAGGCUGAUUGCCAGAAAGAAAGCCACUCAAUGAAAGCCUUCUCAAACCCUCAGUUAGAAACA